Messenger RNA from Neofelis nebulosa (Clouded leopard), 3085 nucleotides. It is a transcript of the gene ZNF385B, whose product is annotated as zinc finger protein 385B. Gene Ontology annotation, molecular function: zinc ion binding; nucleic acid binding. The coding region runs from base 269 to 1894 and encodes 541 amino acids. Gene Ontology annotation, cellular component: nucleus. NCBI's taxonomy places the organism in Eukaryota, Metazoa, Chordata, Mammalia, Carnivora, Felidae. The transcript has 11 exons. The record is from RefSeq and is a predicted model, not a curated record.
CUGCGCGGAGCUCCAGCGCAGCCCCGGCGGGACCGCCGCAGCCGCCGGAGCGCGAGCAACAGCUUCCCGGCCGGAGGAGCCACUGCCCCACGCGCCAGCGGCCCGCGCGCCGAGAUGUUCUGCAUUUCAACCUCAUCAAAAAUUAAAUUGAUAUUUAUGGGCUAAUCUGGAAACCUAAAUACAAUUUGUUUCACUACAACUGUAAGAAAGCAUGUUCAAAUUCCCAUUGGCUGACUUAUAAAGGGGCUUUUGGAACACAACCUAAUGUAUGAAGUACUCAUUAAGCCCUAACAACUACCCUGAAGAUGGUAUUAUGAAUAUGGCAACUUUUCUACGGGGCUUUGAAGAAAAGGGUUUAAAGAAUGACAGGCCUGAGGACCAGUUGAGUAAAGAGAAAAAGAAAAUUCUUUUCUCCUUCUGUGAGGUGUGCAACAUCCAGCUGAACUCCGCAGCCCAGGCCCAGGUCCAUUACAACGGUAAAUCCCACCGCAAACGAGUCAAGCAGCUGAGUGAUGGGCAGCCCCCACCACCAGCCCAGGGCUCUGGGCAGCUGCUGGCCAGCCCCAGCACCAACACCAGCGCAGAUAAUCAGGGCUGGAGCCAAGUCUCGGUAGCAUUGUGCAUCACACUGGUCACAUACUGGAAGUUUUGUUUAUCCAACUUGGUUGUUCUCAAAGCUGGUGAAAGCCCAGCCAGGAUGUGGAGUGGACUUCCUAGCAGAGGCAGUACAUGCCACACUGCUACACUUCCUGCUCUUGUGCGCACACCUACCCUGAUGAUGCAGCCUUCACUGGAUAUCAAACCAUUUCCACUGUCUUUUCCAGUGGACAGUAGUUCUGCUGUGGGGCUCUUUCCAAAUUUUAACACAAUGGAUCCUGUGCAAAAAGCAGUCAUUAACCAUACUUUUGGAGUGUCCAUUCCCCCAAAGAAGAAACAAGUUAUUUCUUGUAAUGUCUGUCAGCUUCGCUUUAACUCAGAUAGCCAGGCCGAGGCCCACUACAAAGGAAGUAAACAUGCCAAGAAGGUCAAAGCACUAGAGGCAACGAAAAAUAAACCCAAAAUGGUUUCUUCCAAGGACAGCGCAAAGGCUAAUCCCAGCUGCUCCAUCACUCCAAUCACAGGCAACAGCUCUGACAAAUCAGAAGAUAAAGGGAAGUUAAAAGUCAACAGCUCCAGUCAGCCAUCAAGCUCUGAAGGUGGCCCAUUUCUCCUCAAAUCAGGCACAACACCCCUGCCACCUGGAGCAGCCACUUCUCCCUCAAAGAGCACGAAUGGAGCUCCCGGUACCUGUACCGUUUCUGAAUCAGAAGAAGAAAAAGCCAAAAAAUUACUGUAUUGUUCACUAUGCAAAGUGGCUGUGAACUCCCUGUCACAGCUAGAGGCACACAACACAGGAUCUAAACACAAGACCAUGGUGGAAGCUCGUAAUGGGGCUGGUCCAAUUAAGUCCUAUCCUAGACCUGGAUCAAGAUUAAAGAUGCAGAAUGGCAGUAAGGGGUCAGGACUACAAAAUAAGACAUUUCAUUGUGAAAUCUGUGAUGUUCAUGUUAAUUCAGAAAUUCAACUCAAACAGCACAUUUCUAGCCGAAGGCACAAGGAUCGAGUUGCAGGGAAGCCACUGAAGCCGAAAUACAGCCCUUACAACAAACUCCAGCGGAGCCCGAGCAUUUUAGCAGCAAAACUUGCAUUCCAGAAAGACAUGAUGAAGCCUUUGGCCCCGGCCUUCCUGUCGUCGCCCCUGGCGGCGGCGGCGGCGGUGUCGUCGGCGCUGUCGCUGCCGCCCCGGCCGUCGGCGUCGCUGUUCCAGGCGCCGGCCAUACCUCCCGCCCUGCUGCGGCCGGGCCACGGGCCCAUCCGCGCCACGCCCGCCUCCAUCCUGUUCGCGCCCUACUGACCGCCGCCCUCCCGCCCCGCGGCGCACCACCCGGGCCCCGACUCCAAAGACUAAGAAAUCACUAGGCUCCAGAGUGCUUUUAGGGACCGCUCCCGAAAUUAGGGAUCUGAGCAGCACAGGCUUUGUCCCCCUGUUCUCCACCCCCCCCAUCCCCUGCCGACCUCGAUUUGUGUAUCUGAGAUAUUUGGUUUCUUGCAAAUGUAUUGGUCAGAAAAAAAUAUAUAUCUAUAUCUAUAUACCAUCCUCUGGCUAUUUUCCCAUGGGUGUGAUCUGGCUUAGAAACGAUAAGGAAUAUUUUCCUGACAGACUUGAAAACUAGGGUCUUCCUCCCACGUCUGUAAAUAACUCUGGAAUCCAACUGAGCACAUUCUAGUGUGGAACAAAAAUAGAUGAACACAAGUGCUUGCUUGUGGAUCCCAUCUUACCAACGGAUCACAACGUUUUCCUUCAUGGUGUACUAUUGUUGACAGGGAUUGUGUACUGUUUUAGACCCAAGUACUGUUGUAUCCUGUGUAGUACUAGAUCUGUAUCUCUUGUCUGAAUCCAACAUUUUUUUAGUCGCUGUGUAAAUGUUAGGAAGCAAAGUAGCUUGAAUUCUCUCUAAGAGAACAAAAGAUAAUGUAUUUUCUUUAUUUCACGUUUCGUUUGGUGAUAUUGAAAAGAACUAGAAAGCCAUAUAACAUAGCUAUAAUUACUGUUUGCUAUUUUUGUUUAACUUAUUUUGUAGCUUCCUCACGAGUUUGAGUUGCUAAGCAAAUGUAUACAACCAGAAAAAGAGCUUCCUCAAUUGCACAUUCUUGCACCUCUUGUGCAUUCUGCAAGGAGACAAUGAAUCCAUGUAUUUCUACGUAAUUAUCUUCUUCAUUUUUAACCUGUUUUCAUUUGUUAACGAUGCUACAUAAUUUUGUGGCUCCCUAAUGCAAUAAUGUACAGAAGAUAAAAAAAAAUUUAUAAUUGAACAAUUUGUCUUUCUGUUCACUGAAUAUGUUGCAGGUCUCGCUCCCAUGCCCCCCCUUUCUAAACUGAUAUCAACAAGACUGGAAUGUUUGUGGUAUCAGGGGCAAGAGGCAUCAUAAAACAACAAAAUAGAGUGAACUCUUUUAGAGCAUCUAUAUCUGCAAUCUGUAAAUGGUAAAAUGUCUGUGUAUUUUUUUAAAUGUACCUUUUCAAUAAAAGUACAAAAAAUAAAAA